Molecule: messenger RNA, 1002 nt
Organism: Aspergillus terreus NIH2624
Lineage: Eukaryota; Fungi; Ascomycota; Eurotiomycetes; Eurotiales; Aspergillaceae
Exons: 2
Coding region: 1-1002 (333 amino acids)
Biological process (GO): retrograde vesicle-mediated transport, Golgi to endoplasmic reticulum
Cellular component (GO): endoplasmic reticulum; SNARE complex
Molecular function (GO): SNAP receptor activity
Source: RefSeq, a predicted model, not a curated record
AUGACGAUAACCACCUACGAGGCAAUAGGGGACUCGACGGACCUGGCGAUCCUCAGUCUGACCCGUCUGUUUGCGCGCCUCGAACACAACCUCCUGUCACCGGCCGCGGACCUGAAGCCGCUGCGCCAGUCGGAGCUGCAGCGGAUGCGAGUCGGGGCUAACAUCGACUACGCCCGCACCCACCUCCACGCCCUCGAACGGAGCCUCCCCCAGAUCAAACCCCUCGACCGCCGCCACGAGCUCCAAACCGACCUCUCCCGCCACCGCCAGACCCUCAAGCGCCUGCAGCAGGUGCUGGAUGACGUCCAGGCCGAGGCUGAGCUGCGCGGGACCCAGCAGCAUGACGACGACGAGGAGUCGGAGGCAGACGCAGUGGAGGAUUUGUUGCUAGGCACGCCCGACGAGGGAAACACAUCCGAUGAGGGGGUAGAUCGGGACAGUGACGCCGCGACACCGUCACAGACUACGCCGCAGGCCACGGGAGCUGCGCCGACAGCACUACCAACAGCAGCAACGACGACGACGGCCGCCGAACCACCUAUGUCGACCACGGCUGCCACAUCGACGCUUCGCAACCGCAGCCAUGCACCGGCAGACGCACAGGCGACGGCGACGGGCUCCUCCCUCCAUGGACAUCGCCCGCAGUCCCCGUCCCCUGCGGACACGUCCAGGCUCCAAGCCAGGGAACAGACGCUCACCGACCAUCGCGCCGAACAGGAGGAACUCACCAAUUCGCUUUUGUCGCUCGCGACGCAGCUGAAGACGUCGUCGCAGGCGUUCCAGUCGUCGCUGGAGUCGGAGAAGUCGGUGCUGCAGCGGGCGGUGGAGGGGAUCGACCGGACGACGAGCAAUAUGGAGGCGGCCGGGCGGCGCAUGGGCAUGCUGCGGCGAAUGACCGAGGGCAAGGGCUGGUGGGGGCGGAUGAUGCUGUAUGCGUGGAUCUUUGGGCUGUGGCUGGUUGCGGUCUUGAUCGUGUUUCUGGGACCGAAGUUGCGGUUCUGA